Messenger RNA from Gossypium raimondii (Peruvian cotton), 1280 nucleotides. RefSeq lists its product as uncharacterized. The transcript has a single exon. NCBI's taxonomy places the organism in Eukaryota, Viridiplantae, Streptophyta, Magnoliopsida, Malvales, Malvaceae. The coding region runs from base 157 to 1071 and encodes 304 amino acids. The record is from RefSeq and is a predicted model, not a curated record.
UAUAUAGACGGUUAUGGAGUCCUUACAAAUUCAACCCAUUCGACCCAUUUUGGCUUCAAUUUGAUCACCACACUCUGCCUCAUCUUUUCUCUCUCCCCUACAACCUUGAGAGGAAUCUCUUUUUCCAACUACAAUAAAAUACAGGUUUAGGAAGAAAUGGGUUCUCUAGUGGGGCAUGUUCUCCCAGGUUUAGCCUUCUUUUUACUUGGUUUUUGGCAUCUCUUUAAUCACAUCAAGCUCCAUUCUCUCCAUCCGAAUCCCUACACAUCUCCCACAUGGUUCCCCACACCAAAAUCAAGGCACCUAGAGCUGUUCCUCAUCAUGGUAGCUUCCUCCAUCUCCAUCUCCAUGGAGCUCUUUAUCAGCCCUGCAAGGCACCAACCUUUGGAUCCUGAUGGAACCAUCCCAUCAACUCAUCUCCACAACUUUGAGCACUCUUCCAUAUCUAUGACUUUCUUUACUUAUGCAGCUUUCGCUAUUAUCCUUGAUAAAAUUAGCCCCAAAGCUAAGCAUAGCCUAACACAGUUUAUUGCAGCUGUAGCUUUUGCCCAGCAGCUCCUCCUUUUCCACUUUCAUUCAGCUGAUCACAUGGGAGUGGAGGGUCAGUAUCACUUGCUUCUACAGACCGUCAUCGUUGUUUCUUUAACCACCACCCUCACGGGAAUUGGGCUUCCUAAGAGCUUCAUGGUAAGCUUUAUAAGGUCUCUCAGUGUUUUGUAUCAAGGUGUGUGGCUCAUUAUCAUGGGAUACAUGAUCUGGACCCCAUCGUUGGUUUCCAAAGGCUGUUUCCUUCACAAUGAAGAUGGUCACCAGGUUGUUAGGUGCUCAAGCGAUGAGGCAUUACAGCGAGCUAAAUCGUUAGUAAAUAUCAUAUUCAGCUGGACCUUGAUAGCGGUCAUCAUUUUCUCAAUGGCUCUCUAUUUGGUUUUGGCUAAAUUAUAUGGAGAAAAAAUGGAUUAUUUAACGCUGAAAAAGGAAGAAGACCUUGAAUUGGAAGUGGAAGAAGAAUCUGAUGGUUUUGAAUCUCAGAAGGAAGGAAAGCUGUAUGCAGUUAUGGACAUCGAAAGGUAGAUGAAAGAUGAAGUUAAUCUAUGCCACCCAAUCUUAGAAUUUGAUGUCAGUAAGGUAUUGCUAUUUUGGUUGAAAUUAUAUAUAGAAUAUGUCUGGUCGUAAAAUAUUCUGGGUUUUGGGGUCAAUCCAUCACUGUGAUUUCCUUAUGAUCUUAUGUAUUAAAAGUUAGUGAAGUAAUUAUCAUAUGUUGAAAGCACAUUGUGAGGUAA